AUGCUGUCGUCCCAGGAAAGCCAAAGUCCAGGGUCCCUGUCCAAGACGUGUCAGAACUGCGCCGAUUCCAAGGUGAGGUGCGUCCGCAAUGGCGAUGACAUUUGCAACCGAUGUAGCCGUCUCGGAAAAGAGUGUGUGGACCGCAAGGCCCGUCGGCGUUUCCAUGGCUUUCAAAAGGAUAUGAAGAUCAGGGCCCUCGAGUCCAAGCUCGAUGAGCUCACGAGGACUCGUCAGACCCAAUCUACUAGUCGCAGUCCUAACAGCCCGGGUAGUUUUGACGGAGUGUCUGACAACGACCUCGUCGACAGAGGAGACGUUAUUGACCAGGGUCUUCUGAACAUGGAAGCUGCCGAGGUGUUGCUCUCCACCUAUAAGAGUCAGAUGAUCGCUCACUUCCCUUUUGUCUUUAUUUAUCCAUAUGAAACUGCCCAGCACCUGAGGAGGGAAAAGCCGUUUUUGUUCCUAACCAUCCUCUCGACGGCGUCGUUUGCCAACAUGCCGUUGCAGCGUCUGUUGGGCAACGAGACCAAGAAAUUCAUUGCUUCCCGUAUGGUUCUAAAUGGCGAGGUGUCACUUGAACUGCUUCAGGGGCUACUAGUCUUUCUUGCCUGGAGCCAUUACUAUACACGACCUUAUCGUUUCACACAGUUUAUGCAACUGGCAAUCAGCUUGGUCAUUGAGUUACGGCUGGACCAGCCGCCACAGGCAAGAACAUGGAAGAACGGGUUCCAGCUAAAGCCGGACUACAGCCUUACGAGUCAAUUCGCCGAUCAACCGGCUUGGAGCUUUGCCGAGCAGAGGGCCACAGCGGGCUGCUACUAUCUGGCAUCAACGAUUAUGGUUUUGCUUCAGAAACAAUUCAACUUUCCUCUUACGCCUUACAUAGAAGACUGCUGCAAGUCUCUUUAUAAUGCGGCAGAGAGCCCAUACGACAAAUAUAUACUGCACUUGAUUCAGCUCCAGCGCAUUGCGGAGAGGGUCGACCGCUUGUCCAUGCGACACGCAAUAGAACUGGGGAAUCCAGGAUCGGCAUCUGAGUUGUAUGUCUCUGCUUUGAAAGGAGACUUGGAAACAUUCCGCUCCGAGUUUCCUGCUGGCUUCCAUGAAAUACCACCUCUUGGCAUGCAGUUCCAUGCUACCGAGUUAUUUCUGUACCAGCUUAGUCUAUCCACGCUAGAUCACCACUCUCAUGCUCAGAAUAUAUCUGACCAUGCUUUCAAAGAGGAUCUCUUAUUAUCAGCGCUAAUCGCAGCCGAGUCAAUCGUUAAUAUAUUUAUUUCCCUUCCACCAGGAGCAGAAAUAGCGUCCAGCAACGCGGAAUGGACACAACUUGGAUUUGCCGUCCUGGUUGCCAAUAAAAUCAUCAUUACUGCAUCUACUAUGCCCGGAAAAGGAGCAACAUUUGCCCAGCGCAAGUUUUCAUGGCCAACAACUCUUGAGCAUUUGACAAUACGGAUCCAGGCCCUCUCCUCUGGGAAAUUGGACCGAAACGGAGACCGAGACGCUUUCUAUUGGUUUUCACAGCGCGUUUCUAAUUUCAACGAGUGGUUUACCAGACAGAGUGCAAUGACGGAGGAACUUGUUUGUCAAGGCAUGCCCCAGAACCCACUGCCUAUGGCUACAAUGCCCCCCCCUGAAUUGUUCAUGCAAACCGGGGUGGAUGAUUUCUUCCAAUUCCCACAAGAUGAGGUGUUUAAUACCGCUAUAGAUCACAUGCUGGGGAGUUGGAUUUGA
This is a messenger RNA of Talaromyces rugulosus, 1734 nucleotides long. RefSeq lists its product as uncharacterized. The record is from RefSeq and is a predicted model, not a curated record. Gene Ontology annotation, cellular component: nucleus. Bases 1 to 1734 code for a protein of 577 amino acids. Gene Ontology annotation, molecular function: DNA-binding transcription factor activity, RNA polymerase II-specific; zinc ion binding; transcription cis-regulatory region binding. NCBI's taxonomy places the organism in Eukaryota, Fungi, Ascomycota, Eurotiomycetes, Eurotiales, Trichocomaceae. The transcript is spliced from 6 exons. Gene Ontology annotation, biological process: regulation of DNA-templated transcription.